GAAAUACCCUUGAGCCUUAAGGUAUCCGAGAAUUGAAAACUCCAUCCAAACCCCACGUUAUCUCCCAUCCGAUUUUUGCCCAGCCAUGAAAACCAUCCUCAGUUCCUCACUACCCCAUGGCCAUUCUCCUCUCCCUACAUUCCCACCCACCAAAACCUCCCCAACACCCCAGCGCUCCAAAACCCACAUCUCUUACCAUCCCAAUCUCUAUCACUUCCAUAAUCACCAAGAGAGACUUUAUCCUCAAAACUGCUGUUCUCGGCUUUAUCUCCAUACCUCUUCAAAACCCACUAGUCCAAUGCUUAGCUGAGCCUUCCCCACCCGCAAAACCGGCUCUUUCAGGUAUCGCCAACACCAAAUCAUGGUUUCAGUUCUAUGGCGAUGGGUUUUCCAUCCGGGUCCCUCCUCAAUUUGAGGACAUCAUGGAACCCGAGGAUUUCAAUGCUGGAUUGUCUCUAUAUGGGGAUAAGGCAAAGCCCAAGACCUUUGCAGCUCGUUUUGCAUCUUCUGAUGGAUCUGAAGUGUUGAGUGUUCUCAUUCGUCCGACCAAUCAACUGAAGAUUACCUUCUUAGAGGCCCAAGACAUUACUGAUUUAGGUUCCUUGAAGGAUGCAGCAAAACUUUUUGUUCCAGGUGGGGCAACUUUGUAUUAUGCACGAACGAUAAAAAUAAAGGAGGAUGAAGGUUUCAGGACAUAUUACUUCUAUGAGUUUGGUAGGUUUGAGCAACAUGUAGCACUGGUAGCUACUGUUAACAGUGGGAAGGCAAUUGUGGCCGGAGCAACAGCCCCACAGUCGAAAUGGACCGAUGAUGGUGUGAAGCUUCGUUCUGCGGCUAUAUCACUUACACUACUAUAGUAAUCUGAGUGGUAACUUACUACGAAUCGUCAUUAUUCUUUCUGUAGUCCGAAAGCUUCUGACGCUCAUGUCCUCUCUUUCGACGUUACACGUGCCACUUUCUUUAAACUGCAUUACAAAUGAAAAAUUAGAACUUAAGGAUGAAGUAAAUUUCUAUUUGCAUUUUACAGAACCCUCUGCUCAUUUCGUUUUCAUUCCUCCAGAUUAUUUUCAUAUCCUUCAUUCAAAACGUUCUGCAUUUUUUUUUUAAAGUUUGAUACAGGUGGUCUAGUUGAUCAAUGAAGUGAUAUUGAUGCAAGUCACAACCGCUGAGUUCCGUGGUUUGGAUAGCCCAUCAUCUUAUCAGGCAUCAGCUCAGUAUUGGGCGGUAUUACCAGCUUUAACUCUCAUCAGUCGUCACGGCUUUGAAAGCUUACAGAGUUUUACUAGAAGAAAUUCAAUUCAGUUUCUUUUACAGGUCCUACAACCAUAGGAAAGCAUUUCAUGUCCAAACAAUUCCCAAUGUUUGAACAGAAAUGUUUGGAUAAGCCUUUUGGAUUGUGUUUGGACACAAACCUGAUGUUACAUUUUCAAUACAAAUAUUCUUUUUCAGCUCGAGCAAAUACAAGUAUGAGUUUGAAGUGCA
Messenger RNA from Tripterygium wilfordii, 1482 nucleotides. RefSeq lists its product as uncharacterized. The transcript is spliced from 7 exons. Gene Ontology annotation, cellular component: chloroplast. The record is from RefSeq and is a predicted model, not a curated record. Bases 117 to 857 code for a protein of 246 amino acids. Lineage: Eukaryota; Viridiplantae; Streptophyta; Magnoliopsida; Celastrales; Celastraceae.